AUGUGCCAGCUGCGAACAUAUAUCAUCACGGUCGGCAAAGAUCCUUACAACCUCCCCCCCAACACCGAACGUGGUGUGGACCAGACCACUUUCAGCCCUCGUGCUAUUGCAGACUCGGACAACGCCAAUUAUCGUCCUGAGAUUGACGACGACCGCCAGCUCGUUGGUGCUCGCGGUGCCGAUAACCAGCCUACUUUCAGAAAAUUCGCCAGGGAAGAUCAGCAGACGGAGCGUUCUGAUGCGACGGGACAUAUCCCCCAAGGCGAGGUCGAUGAUCUCUUGAGCUCCGCGCCUGACGGCAUCAAAGGUAUAUCUGGCCGCACCCGCGGUGCAAAGGUUGAUGCUUGGAAGCAGGACAGAGAGGUCGACAGGUACAUGAAUGAUACUGAACUCACCGAUGAGGAACAGGAUGUUGAGAUUGGUCGCGCGACAGGUCGUGGUUGAAGAGGUGGGAUGACAUAAUGGCGACUCCAAGGAAGCUGUAUAACACCGUGCGAUAUGAUUUCGAGAAAUGGACACACUUGGCCAUGGUGUCGAUCGGCAUUAUCCGCGACUCUUGUGUCGUGAAGUAACUACACUUCGAAUCGGAAGCGUGCCGUC
Messenger RNA from Phanerochaete carnosa HHB-10118-sp, 600 nucleotides. RefSeq lists its product as uncharacterized. The transcript is spliced from 3 exons. NCBI's taxonomy places the organism in Eukaryota, Fungi, Basidiomycota, Agaricomycetes, Polyporales, Phanerochaetaceae. The coding region runs from base 1 to 444 and encodes 147 amino acids. The record is from RefSeq and is a predicted model, not a curated record.